Molecule: messenger RNA, 2673 nt
Organism: Penicillium taxi
Lineage: Eukaryota; Fungi; Ascomycota; Eurotiomycetes; Eurotiales; Aspergillaceae
Product: putative protein kinase Yak1
Exons: 8
Coding region: 1-2673 (890 amino acids)
Biological process (GO): peptidyl-threonine phosphorylation; peptidyl-serine phosphorylation
Cellular component (GO): nucleus; cytoplasm
Molecular function (GO): protein serine/threonine kinase activity; ATP binding; protein tyrosine kinase activity
Source: RefSeq, a predicted model, not a curated record
AUGGAUCCCGGAUGGCAGCCAUAUCAGGAUCCCCUGAUAGGUCGCCCUGCGCAAUACACUGGGUUGACCUCUCAUCCUCCAGCCAAGUACAGUCAGCCACAGCAGUCACAGCCCCCAGUCGGAUACACGUAUGAAACCUUUCAAACCCCAAACACCAACUCUAAGCCUCCUUCAACCGGUCCACAUUCCAAGCCUGUGUCGAUGGCUUCGUCUCCGACCGGUGCUCCACGUAACCGGGAUUAUAUUGCCGAUAUCGAUACCAACAUGGAGGACGCAGACCCCUUCAACCGUGCCAAGUAUCUCGCGAGACCAAAUAAUGCCAAUCGCCCUUCUUCACAAUUCCUCUCCCAGGCCGAGGAAUCGUCAGCUGCUCGCAGGUAUUCGCCGAAGAAUGUUUUGUCGCCGCCGAUGUCAUACCCUACAAGCCCCGGGAAAUCUCAAGGUUCAUAUGGCUUUCCUUCCUCUGCAUCAGGUCAGGUGCGACGAUCGCCAGUCCGAACUGCAGAGUAUUCAUCACCGCCCCAAGGCUUUCAAACACCACCAUCGAAUCGUGCUCCACGACUUCCGCCUCUCCAGUCAACCGAUCUCAGUUCCGAUCAAUUCUACCCACCCUCCGCAUCUUCACAAAUGAGUGGAUUUGGGUCCGGGACGCGAUCCCCACGCUCUGGCUCAUUACCAUCACAGGCCCCGUCAUUGCCGCCACAAGUUCCGGGCCGCGGUCCGGUUCCCAAGUUUCAGAAGAUUAAGUCUGUGCAGGAGCUCCAACCUCGAGUGCAUACUCAGCCCGCAUAUCGACGCGCGAACCCCGAGGGUGGCUUUAUCAGCCCCCUUAAUGCCUUGACGAGUCAUCUUCCAGCCACUUAUCGCAUUUGCAAUCCCAACUUUCACUACGAAUCCUCUAGAAAUCCCCGACGCGUGUUGACCAAGCCAAGCAAGGGCGUGAAAAACGACGGAUAUGAUAACGAGGAUAGUGAUUACAUUCUCUACGUCAACGACAUCCUCGGUAGUGAGGAGGCUGGUCACAAGAAUCGAUACCUCAUCCUCGACGUAUUGGGUCAGGGUACAUUUGGCCAGGUAGUGAAAUGUCAGAGCUUGAAAACCCAGGAGGUUGUAGCAGUCAAAGUCAUCAAGAACAAAACUGCCUACUUCAACCAGAGCAUGAUGGAAGUCUCGGUGUUAGAUCUGCUCAACAGCAAAUACGAUAAAAAUGACGACCACCACCUCCUCCGUUUGAAAGAUACAUUUAUUCACCGGCAGCAUCUAUGUCUCGCAUUUGAACUCCUCAGUGUCAAUCUCUAUGAGCUCAUCAAGCAAAAUCAGUUCCGGGGACUGAGUACCACUCUCGUCCGGGUCUUUGCGCAACAGCUUCUGAACGCUCUAAGCCUCUUGAACAAGGCACAUUUGAUCCAUUGCGAUCUGAAGCCAGAAAACAUCCUUUUGAAAAAGUCGGUGUCGCAUUUUCUCGAAAGCCCCAUCAUCAAGGUCAUUGAUUUCGGGUCUGCUUGCGAUGAGCGCCAAACCGUCUACACAUAUAUCCAAUCACGCUUCUACCGCUCACCAGAAGUGUUGCUCGGCUUGCCAUACUCAUCUGCUAUUGAUAUGUGGUCUCUUGGCUGUAUCGUGGUCGAGCUCUUCCUGGGGCUUCCUCUUUUCCCAGGAUCCUCCGAAUACAACCAAGUCACUCGCAUUGUCGAGAUGUUGGGUCUACCUCAAACGUGGAUGUUGGAGAUGGGCAAACAGUCUGGUGAGUUCUUUGAGAAAACACAAGACGAGUUUGGACGGAAGACAUAUCGUCUCAAGAGCUUGGAGCAGUUCUCGCGAGAGCAUAACACCAAGGAACAGCCCAGCAAGAAGUAUUUCUCUGCCUCCACCCUGGAGGAAAUAAUCCGGAGCUACCCCAUGCCAAGGAAGAACAUGAAGCAAGCAGAGAUUGAACGAGAAUUGAAUAAUCGAGUCGCAUUCAUCGACUUCGUGCGCGGCCUCUUGGCUAUCAACCCUCUCGAGCGAUGGUCCCCACAGCAAGCUAAGCUGCACCCGUUCAUUACACAACAGAAAUUCACUGGCCCAUUUGUGCCUCCUAUGAACCUGAAGUACUCGACUAUCAACAAGACCGUUGCACCAGGCGUUCAGCAACAACAGCAAGCAGAGGCUGCUAGUAAGCAUAGGGCUGCACAAGCGGCACAUGCGCAAUCAACCUAUUACCAGUUCCAGCAGCCGCCGCCUCCCAUGUAUAACGGAAUGUACCAGCAAGGCGUACCGCCCCCACCUUAUCCCAUUCAGCCACCAGGGUAUGGCCACCAGAUGAAUGUGUCUCCCAGUCAAGCGGCCCAACAACAAUAUGCUCCGCAACAGAGUCUCUAUGCUCAAGCUACAACAAGAGCAGGACGCCAACGUGCGUCUACGAUGGACCCUCAAGGAGGCGGUAUUCCAACCACCAUCCAGCGUGUGGCUAGUCACCUGGACCCAAAUGCACCCAUUCGGUUGCAGCCUAGUCCAGCAUACUAUCCUCCUCCUCCCGAUGGCUAUGUUGACCCCAACAAUGCCAAUCAACGGCGACGUGGAAGCCGUAAUGGUGGCAACGGCAAUGGCAACCAGCGCAACCGCGAUUUCAUCCGCACUCUCGAGGACGGUGCAAUGAGUGAGGGAUACAUUGGUCAGAAUCAGUGGCAAUGA